Molecule: messenger RNA, 1857 nt
Organism: Anolis carolinensis (green anole)
Lineage: Eukaryota; Metazoa; Chordata; Lepidosauria; Squamata; Anolidae
Gene: clrn3
Product: clarin 3
Exons: 3
Coding region: 720-1400 (226 amino acids)
Source: RefSeq, a predicted model, not a curated record
GAUCAUGUAAAUAGUCAUUUAUAUUGAUUUAUAGAAUGUCAAGGUUUGUACUGUAAUUUUCAGAAAUUAAAGAUAAUCAUUUUGAGACCUAAAUCCUAUCUAAUCGUAGUACUUGUACACCUGUUUCUGAUAGAAUUGAAGACAAUUGAUAUGUAGUGAGCUUUUUUCCUUUGCAUACAGAGGUAUAAAUGGGCAAGGGACAAGAAGAAGGGUGUGGUAUGUGUGUAAUUACCAUCCGCUAUUGGUUAUUCAUUGCUUUCAGGAAAUAAUUACAAAGACAGAUUUGACCUUAGCAUUAGUCCCAACAGCUUACAAAUAAAAUAAUCCCACAAAAGGUUUUGCAUGAACAAAAUUGUAUGGAAAUGGAAAUAUAUGUUUUCCACGUUCUCUUAUUGAACUGCAAUUAACUAAAAAGCGAAAGGGAUAUGGAAAUCCUUCCUGUUCAUGGCUGGAGGGCUUUCCUGGUUACUGUGGUAACACUUUCCUGCAGACCAGAGUUCAUCUGUUUUACAUCUUUAUUACCACUGCUGUUAGUCCAAAGUUUAUGGGCAUAACUUUCUGCCAGCACAGAUACCAGUGACAAUGCUCUUAGUCAUUAAUAGCAGAAGAAAAGCUUCUGCUCGUUCAAUUUCUCUGUUAAAACAGCUGAAGAGUUCUAAGGGAAGUGAGGAAGAAAGAAUCUUAAUUCAUUUCAAAGAAAUAUUUUUCGGUUUGACAAAAUGCCAUCCCGGCGAAAAUCCCUGAUGUAUGCCUCAGCAUCUUUGACCAGUAUCUGCUCUUUUGUAAUAGUUUGCUGUGUCCUUGCAACCAAAAAUUGGGUCUCAAGUAAAAUCAGCUACAAAGAAGGAAAUUCAACAGUGGUGAUCACCAUUACAUAUGGACUCUUUGAAGGACUUUGCUCAAGGAACGUGCUACAAGGAAUUGGAAAACCAGACACCACUUUCCAAGUUACAGAUUUACUGGAAAAUACCACAAUGAAGACUUUCAACAUUGUAAUUAUUCUUCUGCUGGUUCUUCAUUUGCUUAGCACCUUCCUCAGCUUUGUGUUUACAUCUUAUAAUGCCAUUAGCAAUCCCUAUCAAACCUUUUUGGGCCCUAUUGGAGUCUAUACCUGGAAUUCCAUCUCUGGUGUCUGCUGUCUUCUGAUUUUGAUAUUGUUUCCUGUGAAUGUGGAAGUGAAUGAACUGUCUGCGGAGCUAGCAACCAAGCAUUGCACGUCUCCAGGAGGAAUCAAGGCCUCCAACAAUUAUGGAUAUUCAUACUGGAUCAUGCUUCUGAUGGCCCUUUUCAAUGCCGCAACUGCUGUCAUAAUUGUAUUCUAUCAACGAGCAAGGUAUUCAAAAAGGAAGGAACAGGAGAGACCUAUGGAAUGUGCUCCAAAAGAUGGCAUUUUAUUUUAAUGAGAUCAGCAUUCUGGGAUCACCCUCAUCCCUAUUUUGGAAUCAAACUGUAUACUUCAAGAUCCAACCAUUGUGAGAUUUUUUGUGGCCUGUGGACUCAUGUGUUGUAGAUAAUUCUAUUCAAUGAUAUUAUUUAACUCAGUAAUUUCCAAACUCUAGAUAUUUUGUACUUCAACACCCAGAAGUCCCAGCUGAGUCUGAGCUGAACUCAGAAAUUCUUGGUAGACCAUAGUUUGGGAAAUACAUGGUUUAAAUGAAUAAAACAGAAGAACAUGUGACUAGACAAUCAGGACUGGUAGUGGAAAUUCCUACUCUCAGUUUAGGUGGUUAUUUAUUAAGCUAUAAUGGUAGAUAAUUUAUUUCAGUAAUCUUUCACAAGUAUCUUUCCAACUAGGAAUGCAAAGCUAAAUACAAACUGCUAGAGAAUAAACACCCAUUCUGGAGCAUUAUUAAUUCA